AUGCUGGUCGAGUCGGACUACGACGAGAAGCAACCCGUCACGAACAUACUCCCAGACGAAGCCAUGGACGACGCAGAGCCAAGCCCCGAAUCGGAACCGCUCGCCGAUGACUUUGAGGGUAUGAUAGCCCGGCAUAUGCCCCCAUUGCCGGAUCUAGAGGUAGAGACAGAGGCGAUAAAUACCUGGGAGAUCAAGGACUGGCGCACAAUGAGGCGAAGGGAGCAAGGGCCGAUCUUCAAGGCCGGCGAGCACCCGUGGAGGGUUCUCUUCUUCCCCUAUGGCAACAAUGUUGACUACGCCUCCUUCUAUCUCGAGCACGGUUUUGAAGACCAGCCUCCGGAAGGGUGGUAUGCCUGUGUACAGUUCAUGCUGGCCCUAUGGAAUCCCAGCGAUCCCUCAAUGGUCUGCGUACACGAAGCACGGCACCGGUUCACAGCGGAGGAAGGCGACUGGGGCUUCACGAGAUUCGCCGAACUACGCAAACUCUUCCAUCAGCCUUGGAACGACUCUGGGCGGCCCAUGGUAGAAAACAACCGGGCCAAUGUCACCGCAUACGUGAGGGUGUACAAAGAUCCAACGGGCGUUCUAUGGCACAACUUCAUAAACUACGACUCGAAGAAGGAGACUGGCAUGGUUGGCUUGAAGAACCAGGGCGCAACAUGCUAUCUUAACUCUCUCCUUCAGUCGCUCUACUUCACAAACACUUUCCGCAAGGCUGUCUAUCAGAUACCCACGGAGAACGAAAGCGAUGUGCGCGCGAACAGUGCCUACGCUUUACAACGGCUCUUCUAUCAGCUACAAAGAAGCGAUGUCGCUGUCUCUACCAACGAACUCACUUCUUCCUUCGGUUGGGACUCGAGGCAAAUAUUUGAGCAGCAGGAUGUGCAAGAGCUGUCGCGAUUACUUCUCGAAAGGAUGGAGGAAAAGAUGAAAGGCACAGGAGCCGAGCAUGCAAUGGCUGAUCUGUUCGCUGGCAAAACCAAGACCUACAUAUCCUGCAUCAACGUGCCCUACGAAUCCUCUCGAAUAGAAGAUUACUGGGACAUCUCGCUUACGGUGCUUGGCCGAAAAAACAUUGAGGACAGCCUUAAUGAGUUCACCGAGGUUGAAACGCUGGAAGGCGACAAUAAGUACUUCGCCGAAGGCUACGGACUCCAGGACGCCAAGAAAGGGACCAUCUUCGAGUCCUUUCCUCAGGUGCUGCACAUACAGCUCAAGCGCUUCAUGUACGAUAUACAACGCGAUGCCAUGAUGAAGGUGAACGACCGCUACGAGUUUCCGGAGACAUUCGACGCCUCGCCUUGGUUAUCAGAGACUGCCGAUAAAUCGGAACCGUACGUCUACCGGCUUCAUGGUGUCCUCGUGCAUAGCGGAGAUCUAAACGCUGGCCACUACUACGCUUUCCUCAAGCCGACGAAAGAUGGUCCGUUCUACAAGUUUGAUGACGAUAGGGUGACGCGUGCGACUAUGCGUGAGGUCCUAGAGGAGAACUUCGGAGGUGACUAUGGAAACCAGGCCAACGGCAACGCACAGCAGCGAAAUCCGUACACCCGGACGUGGUCUACAAAGAGGUCGAUGAGCGCAUACAUGCUGGUUUACAUUCGCGAAAGCCGGAUUGACAGUAUACUGCCUAACGAAGACGAGGUAGAACCGCCACCUCAUCUCGCGGAGAGAUUUACCGCAGAGCGCGCAGAGCUUCUGAGAAGACAGAAGGAGCGCCAAGAAGCCCAUCUCUACAUUGACGUCCAGGUCGCCAAUCUCUAUAAUUUCACAUCAUACCAAGGCUUCGACAUUGUCCCAUGGAAGCAGCAAGAGCCAGAAGAUCCCUCGACGCCGCGAACCUUCCACGUCCUCCGAGAUAUGAAAUUGGCAGAUUUCAUCAAAGAAGUCGCUGAAGACAUGGGCGCAGAGCCGGAUAUGCUUCGACCAUGGGCUAUGGUAAACAGGCAAAACGGCACGACACGGCCGGACACAGCGCUCAUCUUCCCCGACAUGAGCAUUGAAGAAGCCGCCAACAAGUACGGGACGAAAACCACUAACUUCCGAAUCUGGAUCGAGCAGACAGAGGAGCGAGACGCCGAUGGCAAGCCGGUGUGGGGUGACAGUCGAGUUGACCUCCAAGGUGUACCUAACAACAGACCCAUCAUGCUGUUCCUCAAACAUUUCGACGCAAGAGCUCAAACACUACUCGGAGCUGGAAGCUUCUAUGCAGCAUGGCAGGACAAGGUCUCAGAUCUAUCUCCGCAGAUACUGAAGCUCAUGGGAUGGCCUUCAGGAACAGAGUUCAGGCUCUUCGAGGAAAUCAAGCAGAAUAUGAUCGAAAAAAUGAAGCCCAAAUCCACUUUGGCAGGGUCCGAGCUGCAAGAUGGCGACAUCAUCACAGUCCAGAGGGUCUUAUCCGACAAAGAGACCAGCGUCAUAUCGGCCAACGGCAACUACACCAACGUCCAAGACUUCUACGAUUACCUCUUGAACCGGGUUUCGGUGACGUUCGCACCGAAAGUCACCACCGCGAAUGACGACGCGAAAUUCGUGCUUACUCUGAGCAAGAAGAUGUCCUACGACCAGUUCGCGGAGAAGGUCGGUGAGCAUCUUCGGGUCGACCCGACACACCUGCGCUUCAGCACCGUCAACUACAACUCGGGAAGGGCCAAGGCACCAGUGCGGCGAACGCAGAACCAAACACUGGGCCACAUCCUGCAGGGAGCCUUUACAAACUUCGGCGCCAACCAGACUCAGCGAACCGAUUGUCUGAUCUACGAGGUUCUGGAACUCAGCCUCACCGAACUCGAAUCUCGGAAGAACGUAAAAGUGCACUGGCUGCCCGAAGGCAUCACCAAACAGGAGCCCUACGACAUCCUCGUCCCCAAGAACGGCACCAUGGCCGACGUGUUGGACUCGCUGCAAAAGAAAGCAAAUCUCAGCGACGAGACGAUGCAACGUCUCCGCAUCUACGAAGCGCACGGCGGGAAAUUCUACAAGGAGCUUCCGCCUACCUUCGGCGUCGUCUCCAUCAACGAGUUCGUGACCAUCUAUGUCGAGAAGAUCCCGGACGAGGAGGUCAGCAGGGAUGAGGAGACGGAAAAGCUGGUCUCGGCGUAUCAUUUUGAUCGGGAGAGCAACAAGCCGCAUAACAUCCCGUUUUUGUUCCUGGUUAAGCAGGACGAGGUGUUCAAAGACACGAAAGAGCGACUCUCGAAAAGGACGGGGAUUAAGGGGAAGCAGUUCGAGAAGAUCAAGUUCGCGGUCAUCACACGCGCGAAUUACUCGAAGCCGGAAUACCUCAGCGAUGGCAAGCACAACCCUCAACAUGACGUCCUCUCCGAGAAACUCGUCUCGAAAGACGAUCUCCUCGGCCUCGACCACGCGGACAAGGCCAAGAAUAACUGGGGCCGUACCGAGGCGAUCAUGAUCAAAUGA
Molecule: messenger RNA, 3420 nt
Organism: Coniosporium apollinis CBS 100218
Lineage: Eukaryota; Fungi; Ascomycota; Dothideomycetes
Exons: 9
Coding region: 1-3420 (1139 amino acids)
Biological process (GO): protein deubiquitination; regulation of protein stability
Cellular component (GO): cytosol; nucleus
Molecular function (GO): cysteine-type endopeptidase activity; protein binding; cysteine-type deubiquitinase activity
Source: RefSeq, a predicted model, not a curated record